Molecule: messenger RNA, 3063 nt
Organism: Fusarium sp. VM40
Lineage: Eukaryota; Fungi; Ascomycota; Sordariomycetes; Hypocreales; Nectriaceae
Source: the annotation of a GenBank genome assembly
AUGUUUUGGAGGUUUGGCGGUUACGCCAACAUCUCCACUAUCGAUACAAUCCUCGAUAAGCCCGACUUUACCCUCGAGGAGUUGCUCGACGAGAGCGAUCUGAUCCAGGAACUCAAGCAGCACAACUCAAAACUCAUCGAAUACCUUCGCAGCGACAAUGUCCUUGAUAGCCUCCUCGAAUAUGUAGUCGCUCCCAAGCUCGAGACUGUCGAGUCACCCGACGAGUCCACCGAUCAAGAGGCAAAGGCCAAGAACAGCCUGCUCUCCUUCUCGCGACCGCGCGCAUCCUCCCGCGCCACCGACCUGGGAAAUGACGAUGACGAAGAGCAGGAGAAAAAGCGCAAUCGCUACGCUUUUGUGGCCUGUGAAAUUCUCAGUUCUGAUACCUGGUCAAUCUACGAGGCUUUGGCCGAGAACAGACAAUUAAUUCGCGAUUUUUGGAAGUUCUUGUCCCGCCCUGCCCCGCUCGAUCCCCUCCAGGCGAGCUACUUCACAAAGGUCAACGAGUCUUUGUUCGAGAAGAAGACCGAGGAUAUGAUGGAAUUGUUGAUAACUCUUCCGGAUGCUGUCCCUAACCUACUUAAGCAUGUUGAGUGCCCUAUGGUCAUGGACCUAUUGCUCAAAAUCAUUGCCCUGGACCGUAACGAAGGUGGCCAGGGUGUGGUCGAGUGGUUGUUUUCUAAAGAUAUCAUCCCAAGCCUCCUUUCCUGUCUCAGCCCCGAAAACAACUGGGUCGUCCAGACCGCCGCUGGUGACUUCAUCAAAGCCAUUAUCACCAUUUCGGCCAAUGCCUCGCAGAACGAGCAGCAGUGUAUCGGUCCUAACGAGCUUACUCGUCAACUCGUCUCCAAGCCAUGCGUUGAGCAACUCAUUGGUUACAUGCUUGGCGGUGGCAACCCUUUGACUGUCGGAGUUGGCAUCAUUAUUGAGGUGAUUCGAAAGAACAACUCUGAUUAUGAUCCCGACAUGGGCACUGAGGCGACUGCUGCACCCUCAAGCCGCGAUCCCAUCUACCUGGGCACCCUUCUUAGGUUGUUUGCCGAGAACGUUCCCAAUUUCAUGAGCUUGAUCAUGGAUGUCCCUUCAAAGAAGGAGAAGAUGGACUCGACCUUUGGUGUCAAACUCGAACCCCUCGGCUUCGACCGCUUUAAGACAUGCGAGCUGAUGGCCGAGUUACUGCACUGCAGUAACAUGGGCUUGUUGAAUGAGCCAGGUUCUGAGGAACUCACUGCUCAGCGAGAUAUCGAACGACAGCGUCUGCGUACUGAGGGUAAGCUGGGUCCGGUUAAGGAGGAGGACCACUCUACCGACGACUUGACCAUGCGAUCCGCUGCGCCUGAAGAGAAGAGACGCCUCGAGGUUACCAAUGCAGACGAUGAUGGUUUCGAAGAGGUCGAACCAAGCAAGGAAAUGAGUGAGGAUACUUCUCAUGAAUUUGUCAAAGCCGAGGAUGACAUUCCAACGGUUUCAACAACUUCGCUCUCUGGUAAGGAUGAAGACGAUUUUGCUGAUGAGCCGCUCAGCCCCCCUCAACAAGUCACCAAGAUGGAGGAGACGCGGUUCGAAGAGCCAGACCUUAUGGUUGCACCUUUGUCGCCCUCAAAAACCAAGUCUACCGAAGCUGCGUCGGCAGACUCAGCCAAGGCCGAUAAGACUGAGAAGCCCGAAUCCAAGGCCAGCAGUGAAAAGGCAGAGGAGCCAAACCCAAGCGCUACUGUGCAAGGAGUCGCUUCCAAAGAGGAUACUCCUGACUCCUCGGUUGUCUUGACACCUGCUGCCUCUGAGCCUGAAUCUAAGGCUGAGUCAACCGAUCCUUCGGUCAAGGAUGAUGAUGUGCCAGGUUUCUCUCCUCAACCUGAGGAUACACCUGCACCUCUUUUCUCUGCUCCGCCCGCGCCUGAGUCUGGAGCUGAUCGCCCGCCCCAGCCUGUUGAGAAGUCAGCGACUGAUGUCCAAGGUGCGACUGAAGAGGUGCCUACUUCUGAGAUCAAGACGGAGGAGGCCGAGGAGGCCAAGGAGGCCAAGUCCACGGAGGAGCAGCCUACUGUGCAGGCCGAGGAGCCCGUUGUCGGAGACUUCCUCAAGCUCCAAUUUGUUGAGUAUCGUGUUGUUCCAACCAUUCUUAACUUUUUCUUUACAUACCCCUGGAACAACUUUUUGCACAAUGUUGUCUACGAUAUUGUUCAGCAGGUAUUCAACGGCCCUAUGGACCGCAGCCACAACCCCAACCUGGCUGUCUCCCUUUUUGAGGCUGCCGACGUUACUAGCGCCAUCAUCAAUGGCCAAAAGGUCAGCGAUGAGUCCCAGGCCAAGACUAAGACCCGCAUGGGCUACAUGGGCCACCUUACUCUAAUCGCCGAGGAGGUCGUCAAGUUUACUGAACGACACCCUCCGGAGCUCCUUUCAGAGACGGUCCUCGACAGAGUCAUGAGCCAGGAAUGGAUCAGCUACGUCGAGGGAUCACUUGCCGAGACCCGCGAGCGAGACAACGCCAUUCUAGGUGGCGUACGACCAGAGGUGGCUAUGGGCAACCGAGCCAUGGGCGGCAGUGGACUCGGCGGCGUCGGUCUGUCCGGGCUGAGCGGAGGCUCUAGUGGCGGCGGCUCUGGUGGCGGCGGUUCCAAUGCACUGGCCGAGGCUGGCCUAAACGGUGGAAUAGAACUCAACCAGGACAGUGGAAACGGCAUCGGCCCUUUCACUAUCAGUGCCGGAACACUGAUGUCCGGCUUCGGCAGCAGCAGUGACGAAGAGGACGAGGAUGGAGAUGGAGAUGAGGAGGACGUGAAUUCUGAGGUGAGUGGUGUUUCCGCUGAAGAUGGUGACGAGGAUCACGGCAUCCCUGGAUACCCUGGCAUAACGGAAACCCUUGAGGAUGUGAUUAUGCGCUCUCCAGAGCCUUUCCGGGCGGACUCGCCGGAUCUUGAUGACCUGCGAGAUGUUACGAGGGGCUCUCCUAUGGACUUGGACGGAGCCCCAGCCCCAGCACGGGGUCCGUUUCAAGACGAAGAGCAGCAGCAUGCGGAGCAGGUCGAGGACGUUUCUAAGCCAGGAGGCAACCCUUAG